UGUCCAUCUCCCGGAAGUGCACGCGGCAUGGCGGCGGUGGCGGCCGAGCCGAGCCUGGACGCGUUGCCGGACUCGCUGCUCCUGGAGAUUCUCUCGCAGUUGCCGCUGAGGGAGCGGCUGCGCGGGGCCAGGGUCUGCAGGCACUGGUGCCUUCUGGUGCAGGACAAGGUGCUCUGGAGACACGUGGAUCUAACGCCCUACGAGAUCAGCCUGAAGAACCUGCGGCACCUGCUGCAGCAUCACCUGCGCAGCAACGUGAGAACACUGAAGAUGAGAGGAACCCUCUCCGAGGCGCUGCUGCAGGACCUGGGGAAGAAGUGUCCAGGCCUCCAGAGGCUGUGCCUAUUGUGCACCAAGCUCCGGUAUAAGAUAGACUCGUAUGUCGUGCCCUCUUCUCUGAUGACCUUGGAGCUGAGCUGCUUGGAGUUGUCUCAAUGGAUAUUUUUUGCAAAAUCUGAAGGCACCAGAGGCCUCUUACAGCUGAAGCAUCUCUUCAUUUAUGAAGUCCCUUCCUUUUCUGAUCUCCAUCUGCUAAACAUCUCUUCUCUCGCUUGCCUGCAGAUGCUGACUCUCUCUGGAACCAACCAGAUGACAACUCUGGGGUUUCGUGUAGCCUCAUCAUACCUGAAGGCCCUGGAGCACCUCACACUACGCCAGUGCACCCUGAAAGACUCUGCUACUCACUUCAUUGGGUGCUAUUUGAAACAGCUCCGCACUCUGAAGUUUAGCAACACUCCCUUCCUGACUGAUGCGGGCCUGCCUGACUUAAAGUCUUUGAAGUACUUGGAAACCCUUUCCCUUGAGUCCUGUGUUAAGCUUUCCUGUGAUGCCAUUGUCACUCUGGGUCAGGCACUGCCCCGGCUGAAAAGUCUUAAUUUAAGUGGGAUUCCUUUUGAUGACCAGACAGUACAUAAAAUUCAAGCAAGUUUGCCCAACUGCCAUUUUUCACCCUCCUGAAAUGCUUGCUUUGGAGGGAGCUGCACUUCUAGUGUCAGAUGUAUGCAUCCGUGUGGUGGCCAGAUUUCUCCAGGUGCCUCAACAAGGCAUCAAGCAUUGAAGGGCAAGGACCAUUUUGGUGGCUUGUAAAACGAAAACGGGUUAGUGGAAACUCCAUUCUAAAGUAACUCCCUCCCCUUCCUGUACCAAGGAAAUAUCAAAGCCAGGUGGAGGUGCACAGUGAUGCUUGCAGGGCCUGUUAGACUGAUUCAAUAUGGGUCUGUUUUAGAUUGGUAGUUGGCAGCCCAGGACCUUUUUUGUAGCUGAGUCUCUUUUUUGCAUUAAACAUCAUGCAGCAGCUCACCUGAGUGAUAACAUAGGGACUAAGUGAAUUAUCCUCCCAUAGCCCAAGAGGGGCUGCCUGUCUCAAACCAAAUAGUCCAGCUAAAACCUAGCUCUGGUUGAAAAUGAGUCACACAGCUGCACUGCGUGCAUAUUUCAAAGCAUGCCUAAAAUGAAUUUUUUGCAGGACUUUGCCCUGGGUUUGUGUUGACAAAGCAGAUACCUUCUUGUGGCAGAGCUUUGCUUCCCAGAUCAGACCUGACAAGAAUCUUAAAUUAUUUUCUUCAUGGUGCAGAAACCUCUAUACCAGUGGCUCCCAACCUUUUUUUUGCUGUGACCCUAAAUCUAGGUGACAAUCCCCGCUGCUGACUCGCUCGUGCCCGGCAGUGCCACCAGAGAUUGGGCCAGGCCAGUAUUGUGAGGCAGUGGCAGCAAGAGCCGCACAAACCAUGUGCCAGGAGAGCCGAAGUGAGGGACAGACCCCCCCAGAUUUGGGUCACACUCUGAGGUUGGGAGCCAGUGCUCUAUACAAACUCCUCCCUUGAUUUAAGCAGCACAUGACAUGCAGAUCAAUUGAAGCACUUACCAUAGUGUAUGGGGGCAUUGUUAUGCUGCCAGAAGGCAGACACAAGGCCUGGUUCAUGUGGCUGUGCCCAGCCCCCUGUGCCUUGUCAAGUUUUCAUGUUUACAGUCUGCUCGUUACCUGAUGUUACAAAGCUGUGUUAACAUCAGCAAGGUUUAGCUGCCAGUACCAGUGUAGUUUUGUGUCUGGGAGCAAAGACUGUUGUCUGGGAUACAGUGUAAUCAAUAUUUUCUUACCUUUUAUUUUACCUUUAAAAUAAAAGUGCUUUUGAAUCUGCAAAGCUGCAUCUUAUUGUGAGGUUUUGACUCAGCUGUGACAGCAGUUGACUUGGGCUUCUAACAGGUCACACACAGUUACUGCUGCAAGGGAACAUCUACAUUUGUGGCCAUUGCCUCCUGUCGCAGAGGAGAAGGUUGUGAAUAAGUCUCACUCCAGGUCUUGCAUGGAUGAGAGCAGGCAUCGUUCUGGUCCAGCCUGAGUAGGAUGCGGUUGUCUUCCGUAAGUAGCUCUGCAGCAGGGGUGUCAAACUCUGGGCCAGGUCCAGAUUGUGUGGCUCAUUGCAGGUCAGAUCCAGCCCAACGCAGUGGCAGCAGCUUGGGCACCUCCAGCUCUGGGGCAAGGAAUAGGGCACACAGCAGAGAUUCCUUCAGCAUGGGAAGGCAGCAGGGCCAGUGGAGAAGGUAGUAGGACUGUGGUAGUGCAGUCAGGCUAAGCAGCCAGAUGGUGACCAGGGCUGUAUCAGCCCUCACUCACCCUCCUGCUGCUGCUUAUCAUGUCCACUAGAACCCAAGGGCCUGGACUCUGGCAGGCCACACCCCAGGCUAUGUCCCCCAACUUCCAGUGGCCCACCAGUAGCCUAUGGACUGGAUGGAGUAGCUAUGUUCAACACCCCUGCUCUACAGCAUCCUUCUACAAGAAGUGUUCUUGACUUUUAGCAGCUGCAAAGCAAACAAAGAACUGAACUUGUUUAUAAAAAUAACAUUCAUCAUAUGCAUGAUAUACGUGUUAUCAAUUAGGAUCAACAGCAACAGAUGCCCCCUGAAAAUCCUGGUAUGUUGGGAUGAUCAGUUCUGACAUUAUUUUAGUCUCUUCCAUACACGUGUCUGAUUCAAAUGA
This is a messenger RNA of Alligator sinensis (Chinese alligator), 2977 nucleotides long. RefSeq names its product hepatic lectin-like. The record is from RefSeq and is a predicted model, not a curated record. NCBI's taxonomy places the organism in Eukaryota, Metazoa, Chordata, Crocodylia, Alligatoridae. Gene Ontology annotation, cellular component: SCF ubiquitin ligase complex. The transcript is spliced from 3 exons. Gene Ontology annotation, molecular function: protein binding. The coding region runs from base 28 to 957 and encodes 309 amino acids. Gene Ontology annotation, biological process: SCF-dependent proteasomal ubiquitin-dependent protein catabolic process.